Molecule: messenger RNA, 4924 nt
Organism: Syngnathus typhle (broad-nosed pipefish)
Lineage: Eukaryota; Metazoa; Chordata; Actinopteri; Syngnathiformes; Syngnathidae
Product: adhesion G protein-coupled receptor F4-like
Exons: 16
Coding region: 229-3063 (944 amino acids)
Biological process (GO): G protein-coupled receptor signaling pathway; cell surface receptor signaling pathway
Cellular component (GO): membrane
Molecular function (GO): G protein-coupled receptor activity
Source: RefSeq, a predicted model, not a curated record
GACACUCCAACCAACGCUGAGCCAUCAGAGAUCUGGAAUCAACUGAGGGAUGCUCUAGAGAAUAUAUCCUUGCCAUUAGCGAUAGCAGAAGAGUUAGCACUCCAAAGUUGGAAUUUGACAACAGCCUGCUACACUGACUUGAAUCAACAACAGCAGUGUCAGUGUGAAAAUGAUUAUCGGUGGUCUUGUGAGAUCUGCGAAAGAUUUGGUGCUUGUAGUCAUGCCAGUAUGCAAAAUUGUGACUGCAUCAAUAAAAUUCCUUCAGAUGGACAGUAUUGUGAACUAAAUGUCACCACCACAUGUUCAACAACAUCACCACCACCAACAACAAACGCUACAUCAGCAACAUCAGCAACAUCAGCAACAGCAACAACAGCAACAACAGCAUCAUCAGCAACAUCUGCAACAUCAGCAACAUCAGCAACAUCAGCAACAUCUGCAACAUCAGCAACAUCAGCAACAUCAGCAACAUCAGCAACAUCAGCAACAGCAACAACAGCAACAACAGCAACAACAACACAAAAUUUAACUACAGCGACCCCCCCAACAAACAACAGGUCAUUAUCAUUCAUUAUGGAAAUUGACUUUGACAACUCAUACAACAACGAAAGUAACUUUGUUAACCAGAGGUGGUUACAGUCUAUUGAAAAUCAAGCUAUGAUCCAUAUUCCAGGGCUAAUAUCAGCGGAAUCUUUGGUCUUCAGUGCUGGUAGCACCAUUGCUGACUUUGAAAUUACGGCAAAUAUGACAAUUCAAGAUCCAGAUGUUGAGGCACUUCGCGCAGCAAUAUUCAAUGAUCUGAAGAAUACUUUUCCUAUAAGGUUUAAGAGCAGAAGGAAUUUGAAAUUUCAACCAAUUACUGUAUUCUCCGACGACGAAUUGAAUAUUACAUGUGGCCCACCACCAAACGAACUCCAGUUUCGUAUCACCUCAACCAAAUGGUCACUUAAUGGCGUUUCAAUAAUUGAAGACAUUCGACGCACAUUUUCACGAGCUAAUGGAGCAGAAACGCUUACGAUCACAAAUAUCACUUCUACUGACAAUGGGACGUAUGAAUGUCAACUGUUUGAUGGGAAUUCAAGUUACUGGCAGGUCUCUAAUGAAACAUUCCGUUUGGUUCCAGAAGACACGUGUGUUGGUGAUCCAGAAUUUGGAAAUGGAUCCUUAAACGACACGGGAACAGCUCCUUGUGAAGCAGGCGAAGUGGGAGUGAAGACUGCUGUUUGCAGGGAAAGUGGAGAAUGGGAAGAUCGAGAAGACAACUGCACUUCUUCUCUUGCAGAACUCCUCACUCAGUCUGAGAAUUUGGACAAUCAGACUUUGCCACAGUUCUUGGAGGCAUUACGCAUCACUAUUCUUGAACAAAGUGAACAAGUGGAUGGAUCUGUUGAAAACAUUACCGCCACUGUUAGAAUUCUCAACAAUGUUGCCACCUUUGUAACAACAGCUGAUAUCCCGAUAAGUCGGGAAUCUAUGGAGAAUGUCCUUCUCGUUACUGAUGUCCUCAUUAGAGAUGAGGCAAGAGAAUCAUGGGACAUGCUUAACUUUGAAACAGUCCAAGCGAGGGAAGAAACAAGAAUCACUCCCAGAAAUGAAAGCAUCAGCUCACUAUUUUUGUUUUCAGUUGAGGGUAUAACAAGUAGACUUAUCAAUGCCUCUUUUAACAUUACAACACCUUUGAUUCUCUUGAACAAAACUACGUUCACCGACAGUUUCAACGAGGAUUUUAAUUCUACAGUGGAGAUAGACAUAGACGGGUCCAAUGGAGCAACAAACCUCACCGUGAUAACUUUUGAAUCCUUGAAUAACGUACUACCUCCAAGAGAUGAGAACAACGCUUCAGGCAGGGUCAUCAAUGGGAGAGUUGUACUUGUUCAGUCUGACACCAUCGUCGACAAUAUCACUUUCACAUUUGACAUUGAAGAUGGUAAUCUGGGAAACCCUCAGUGUGUGUUCUGGAACUUUUCCCUCUUUGACGAUCUUGGGGGAUGGGAUGGGGAAGGCUGCGAGCUCAUUGAAAGAGAGGAUGAAACUGUCACAUGUCGGUGUGACCACCUGACCUCCUUUUCGAUACUAAUGUCUCCAGUUGAUCUAAACAGCCGUGUGUUGGAUUUCAUAACCUACAUUGGCGUCGGGAUUUCUAUGGCAUCCUUAGUUAUAUGCCUCUUCAUUGAGGCGUUUAUAUGGAAAAAAGUUCGAAAGAGCAGCACAUCACACUUGCGCCAUGUUUCCAUUGUUAACAUUGCAGUGUCUCUCCUGAUUGCAAACAUUUGGUUCAUUAUUGGUGCAACUAUCUCUGAAGGAGAUAAAAAGGAUCCGGAUGCAUGCACUGCUGCUACUUUUUUCAUCCAUUUCUUUUACUUGGCCCUCUUUUUCUGGAUGUUGGCAUCUGCCCUGUUGCUAUUGUACCGCACAGUCAGAGUCCUUGGUGGGGGAUUUUCGAAAAAUACUAUGUUAGCUAUUGGAUACUCUCUCGGUUAUGGCGCCCCACUGAUUAUCACCGUCAUUACUAUCGCUGUAACUGCACCGAGCAAUGCUUACAUACGAGAAAAUGUGAUCUGCUGGCUCAAUUGGAAUCAGUCGAAAGCACUGCUGGCAUUUGUGAUCCCGGCACUCAUCAUUGUGUUCAUAAACAUUCUAAUCCUAAUUGUAGUGAUAGUCAAAAUAUUGCAGAGUCGAGGGAUGUCAAGCACUCAACCAGAAGAGGAGAAGUAUGUCCUGGUGGUCAUUUUUCGGAGUAUAGCCGUUUUAACACCCUUUUUUGGAUUAACUUGGAGUCUUGGAGUUGGAAUCUUAAUUGACCCAAGUAAUCUCGGAAUCCACAUUGCCUUCGCCUUCUUCAAUUCCCUGCAGGGUUUCUUCAUAUUGGUUUUUGGAACCCUCUUAGACAGAAAGGUUCGGUCAGAAAUUUCCAUGUUCAGAUUCUCUAAGUCCCAAAGUUCUGGCAGUGGGACAAGGACCACGAGUGCUUCAUCAAGUGGAUGGCAGAUUUUUAGGAACAUUGGAAGAAGAGGUGGUAACGGUUUAUCUGAGUCGUCAUCGUAUUCGGCGAUCAACACUUGAUAUCCGCUGCCAACAUCUUUGCUCAGGCUGACCGAGCAACAAAGCGUGUGAAUGUUGAGCGAUAAGCUAUCACAUUAUUGCUUAAGUACUUUAAUAUGACUUUCUUGUUGUUGACCUUCUCUUCUUUAUACAUUUCUGAUAUACACAUACAUUUAGUAUUGUAGUGAAAAAGUUAAUUUUGCAAAGGGUUGUUUGUUCUGUCGAAUUUCUGAUUUUCCUUCACAGGUCAGUGAAUUUAGUUUUUUCUUGCAGGUGCAUUGCAAUGACAAAUGGUUUUGGAUUGUUAGUCAAAGUUAUUCUUGGUAUGCUAGUAGAUAUCACAGCAUGCAGGAGAUAGCAAUACACUUUGGGACAUCAGAGAAAUUAUUAAACAUUGUUUGCAUGGGCAGUUAUAGCAUUAAAAAAUGAUAAACUUGCACUACACCAUCACAAGACAUUUGAAGCACUUUACAAAUAUAUUUGUGUUGAAUUAGUAUAGUUAGUGUAAUUAGUGUUUAUGCUUUCUCCAAUAAUCAAAUGUAGGAAAAUAGCUACCUAUUUACGGGUCAGAUUUACAGUCAUAGUUACCAGAGUAUUGAUACUAAAAGCAAGUAUUUUACUCCUCACCGACUUUGAUUUGUCUCAAAAUUAAAAUGUAUGAUGUUCUGUAAUAAGCUGUACAGUCGUCCUCCCUGCUUUUCGCGGGAAUACAGACCAGACCUGCACACGGCUUGUGAAAAAUUAACAUUCAAUGAAUAUUUUCCACAAAAAUGGGAGGAAACGGGGGAAAACCCUCUGAUUAAAGUUAUCAUUUUUUAAUAUUACAUAAAAUAAAUAAAUCUGUAAGUGCCGAGCCGCAAAUAUAUGUGUCAACUGUACUGCAUAUAACUCACAAAAAGUUAGGAAUUUAAUUUUUUUAUGCUUUUGAAAUUUUAGGAUCAAUCUAAAAUACCUUUACAGGUCAUUUUAAUUUGAUUUUCUCUACUCUUUGUAACUGCUGGACAUUCAAAAGUUGAGAGGUCAGAAUCAGUGGAAUAUAAACUAUUGUGUAACUUAGGUUUAUCCUGAAAUUUCACCCGACAACCGAUUAUUCUUUUAUGUAUUUAUGAAUUUAGAUAUUCUAAUUGCACGAAGUAUAUAUUCUUACACUGUUUUUAAAAGGCAUCACUUGCAACACACUUUUGCACAUGUUUGAGUAUUUUCCUUGUAUCUUAGCUGUUGUGUGUUUUUAAUAUACCUGCGUUAGAGGAACUAUAUUGCUAUGCAGUUUUGUUCCACGGUUAAAUGUUUAAACUUGAUUAAUUUAAGACAUUGACAUGAUGCAUAAUGAUGUACGUUUUAGUGUGUGUAUUAAAUAUUAAACCCAAUAAUAAAUCAUGCUUGGAAAUUGCCUUUGUCUUUGAGAGAAUCUCACUUUGCUAAAUUGUGUGUAACACGCAUUAGGCACAUUUAGUAUACUUAUUUUCGUUAAAUUAAUUCAAUAAAUGUAGGCGUCUGAAGAUGGCGCCUUUGAGUUAAGAACCUAAUUUUGUUAAUUUUACCCUGUAAUAUGUAUUUUGAUACAUUUGUUUGUCAUUUUUACAUUAUUGUCAUUUACAAUUUAAAUAUGUUGUCAUUUAUUGCUAUGAUGACCUGUUGUUGACUGUUUUCAGCAUUUGUGGCUAUGGGAUUCAUUGAAAAAGAAUAUUUGUGCUUGUUGGCAUUCUCAACAUUUUUAUUUGAACAGGAAAUAUGCCUAUUUUGCUAUUUCAAUGUUCAAACCAUUUUAGUGGGUUGAAAAAGAAAAUCAUGGAAAGGUAUAGCAAUAUUAAUGGUCAUCAAUAUCAAUUUGUAAUAUAUGUGUUAAAAAAAAUGAAGUGAAAAUUAAAGUCAGUUAAGUGAA